UGGACGAGAGAGCAAAGCGACGGGUUGGCUCCCUCGAUCGCACCACCUUAUAUCGCCACGACGUACCCCGGCGACGACACAACCCAGAUAGGCGCCAUGAGCACGACGACCAAAUAUCCAUGCAAGGAGUAUGCAUGCCGGAUUCAGGGCUGUCUCGUCAAGAACGACUACAACCAGGACCGCUGCGUGCAGUAUGUCAAGGCUCUGGAGCAAUGCUGCCGCCAGAUGCAGCAGGAUGGUGUUGCCGAUGCGCAAGAGGCAUGCGGCAGCAUAUGGCGGCGAUGGGAGCGAGAGGCCAAGCAGGCCGCAGCAGCAGCAAGACAGAGCCGGCAACCAGAGUGAGGAUGACCCGCGGGCGAGUCGGAAACGGGACAAUACAGCCCCGGUAUGAACCACAACAUGCGGCUCCAAACACUUGGACAUGCACUCGAAAGAGAUUGUCGCGCUGCACUUGCUCUGGUCUGGUCUGCCAGCACUGGUCUGCAUCUGCCAGCGUUGGUC
Molecule: messenger RNA, 501 nt
Organism: Polychytrium aggregatum
Lineage: Eukaryota; Fungi; Chytridiomycota; Chytridiomycetes; Polychytriales
Exons: 3
Coding region: 97-342 (81 amino acids)
Source: RefSeq, a predicted model, not a curated record